AAUCGGCUCACCCAAAAAGGCGCCGUGGCCUCUCUCACGCUUCUCUCUGACGAAAGAAAGUUUAUUGUCAAAUACGUAUUGUCAAGAACGGUUCCAUAUUUCCAUAGCGAAUAGAAUACGAAAAUUCACAUAAAAACAUGCCGUCUGUAACGUUAAAAGACGUAGACCAGCAAAAAUUCGUGAAGGCUUUUGCAGCCUUUCUGAAAAAAACCGGCAAGAUGCGAGUGCCAGAGUGGGUGGAUCUCGUGAAGACGGCCAAGUUCAAGGAGCUGGCGCCCUACGAUCCCGACUGGUACUACAUCAGGUGUGCGGCCCUGGUGCGUCACAUUUAUAUCCGCAGCCCGAUCGGAGUCGGCGCGGUCACGAAGAUCUUCGGUGGACGCAAACGCAACGGCACUCAUCCCAGCCACUUCUGUCGAUCGUCGAGCGGCGUCGCGCGGAAGGCGCUCCAGAGCCUGGAGCAGUUGAAGCUCAUCGAGAAGGCGCCCCUCGGCGGACGUAAACUGACCAGUCAGGGACGCAGGGACUUGGAUCGCAUCGCUGCACAAGUUAAAGCCAAGAGCAAAAAACAGCUUAAGCUUCAAGAGGCGAUUGUAAUCUAAAUAGCCUUUCUUUAAUAAAAUUAAGAAAUGUAAAA
Messenger RNA from Wasmannia auropunctata (little fire ant), 637 nucleotides. Its product is annotated as 40S ribosomal protein S19a-like. Gene Ontology annotation, biological process: translation; ribosomal small subunit assembly. The record is from RefSeq and is a predicted model, not a curated record. The transcript is spliced from 3 exons. The coding region runs from base 138 to 602 and encodes 154 amino acids. Gene Ontology annotation, molecular function: RNA binding; structural constituent of ribosome. Gene Ontology annotation, cellular component: cytosolic small ribosomal subunit; ribosome. NCBI's taxonomy places the organism in Eukaryota, Metazoa, Arthropoda, Insecta, Hymenoptera, Formicidae.